Apus apus (common swift) is the source of this 6404-nucleotide messenger RNA. It is a transcript of the gene MEGF6, whose product is annotated as multiple EGF like domains 6. Gene Ontology annotation, molecular function: calcium ion binding. NCBI's taxonomy places the organism in Eukaryota, Metazoa, Chordata, Aves, Apodiformes, Apodidae. The record is from RefSeq and is a predicted model, not a curated record. Bases 78 to 4472 code for a protein of 1464 amino acids. The transcript has 34 exons.
CCGGCACCGCUCCUGCUCAGCGCUGCGGGACCCGGCGUUUUGCGGGGUUUCCCGGCCGCUCUCUGAGCGGCUCCAGCAUGGGCCGGGAGCCGGGGCGGCUGUGGCUGCUGCUCUGGUGCUGCGGGCUUUGGGGCAGCAUCCCCGGCGCCGCUGGCAGCCACUACCCCUACCUCUGGAGAAACUGCUACCCCUGCUACCUGGGGCGUGCGGGGUACGGAGCCGGGCACGGCGAGCUGAGGGCAGAUGUGGAUGAGUGCCAGGUCCACAACGGGGGCUGCCAGCACCGCUGUGUGAACACCCUCGGGUCCUUCUACUGCGAGUGCCGACCCGGCUCCCGCCUGCACGCGGACGGCAGGACCUGCCUGGCUGUGAACACCUGUGCCCUGAACAACGGCGGCUGCGAGCAGGAGUGCGUGCAGGUGAGCCCAGCGCGGCAUCGCUGCCGCUGCCGCCACAACUACCAGCUGCGGGAGGACGGCAAGAGCUGCGCCCUGAGGAACCCCUGUGCUGACAGGAACGGGGGCUGCAUGCACCGCUGCCACAACCAGGGGGGCACAGCCCGCUGCCACUGCCACCCCGGCUACCGCCUGGCACCUGACAACAAGGCCUGUGAAGAUGUGAAUGAAUGUGUGACUGGAGCAGCCCUGUGUGCUCACCAGUGUCUCAACACUCGUGGCUCCUUCAAGUGUACCUGUAACCCAGGCUAUGAGCUGGGGGCAGAUGGCAAGAGAUGUUACCGGAUAGAAAUGGAGAUUGUGAACAGCUGCGAGGCCAACAACGGGGGCUGCUCCCACACGUGCCACCACACCAGCUCAGGCCCAGUCUGUACCUGCAACUUUGGCUAUCGGCUGGAAGAGGACCAGAAGACAUGCACUGAUAUCAACGAAUGUGACACUGGUUCCCACUGCUGCCAGCAAGACUGUUACAACUACCCCGGGGGCUACGAGUGUGCCUGCCAGGCGGGGUACCGGCUGGGCACGGACGGCUGCGGCUGUGACGAUGUGGAUGAGUGCUCCUUCAAUAAAGGUGGAUGUGAACACACGUGCCAGAACCAGCUGGGGUCAUUCCAGUGCAGCUGUGAGAUUGGGUACAGACUGGACGAGGACCGAAGGAGCUGCAUCCCCCUAGAGGACCCCGUGGAAGCCCUGGAUGCUCGGCACCCCGUUAUCCGCCCGAUCCCUCACGUGGCAAUCCUGCGGGAUGAGUUUACCCAGCUCUUCAAUGACGACUAUGAGGAAGAGGAGGAAGGGAUGGAAGCAAGAGGAGAGCACACACUUUCAGAAAAGUUUGUCUGCCUGGAGCACACCUUCGGGCCUGACUGCAGCCUGACCUGCCAGGACUGCCAGAACGGAGCCACCUGCAACGCGGAGGAGACGGGCUGUGCCUGCCUGGCCGGCUGGACUGGCGUCCUGUGUGACCAGCCCUGCCCGGCCGGCACCUUUGGCAGGAAUUGCAGCCAGAGCUGCCGCUGCCAGAACGGAGGCACCUGCGACGCGGCCACCGGCUCCUGCCGCUGCCCGCCCGGGGUGGCCGGGGAGCUCUGCCAGGACGGGUGCCCUAAAGGAUUUUUUGGGAAGCAGUGCAGGAAGAAGUGCAACUGUGCCAACCGGGGUCGUUGCCAUCGGAUCUACGGCGCCUGCCUGUGCGACCCGGGCUUGUACGGACGGUUCUGCCACCUAGCUUGCCCCCGGUGGGCGUUCGGGGCGGGCUGCUCGGAGGAGUGCAGCUGCCUGCAGCACAACACCCAGGACUGCGACCGCCGCGACGGCUCCUGCCACUGCAAGCCCGGCUACCGCGGCAAGCGCUGCGAGCACCGCUGCGACCCUGGCUACUAUGGGGAUGGCUGCAAGAAGAAGUGCAGCUGCUCUCCUGACGUGCCUUGUGACCAUGUCACUGGAGAGUGCUGGAAGGAGUGUCCCCAGGGCUACCACGGGGAGAACUGCGACCAAGAGUGCCCGGAGGGGAGGUUUGGGGCAGGCUGCCAGCAGUCCUGCUCCUGUGGUGGAGCACCCUGCGACCCGAGCAGUGGGCAGUGCCGCUGCCCACCGGGCUGGACCGGCCACCUCUGCGGCCAAGCUUGUCCUGAUGGUCGCUGGGGCCUGGGCUGCCAGGAGAUCUGUCCCCAGUGUGCCAACAAUGCCAGCUGUGACCCUGCCACUGGAGCCUGCCUGUGUCCUGCUGGCUACACUGGCCACCUCUGCCAGGAUGCGUGCCCACCCGGCUGGUUUGGCCAAGACUGCCAGCAGAGCUGCAGCUGUGGGAACGAGGGACAUUGCCAUCCUGUGACGGGGACGUGCAGCUGCCCACCCGGCUGGACUGGACACAACUGCCAGAGAGCCUGCGACGCCGGGCGCUGGGGCCCCAACUGCGCCCACACCUGCAACUGCAGCAGCAGCAGCGGGAGCUGCAGCGCCGAGACGGGGCGGUGCCUGUGCCAGCCCGGCUACACCGGCAGCCGCUGCCACCUGAAGUGCCCAGAUGGAUGGUUUGGGCUGAGCUGUCAACAUCAGUGUCAGUGUGAGAAUGGGGCUGCCUGUGACCACGUCAGUGGGGCCUGUACCUGCAGCCCAGGCUGGAGAGGGACCUUCUGCCAGCACGCCUGUCCUGAGGGAUUUUAUGGACUGGAGUGCCAGGAAGCCUGCAACUGCCUGAACGGCGCCCGCUGUGACCAUGUCACAGGCCAGUGCCACUGUCCCCCCGGCUGGGUUGGCCCCCGCUGCGGCCAGGCGUGCCAGGAGAACAGGUACGGUGAGAACUGCACCCAGACCUGCCGCUGCUUCAACAACGCCUCCUGCAGCCAUGUCAGCGGCCGCUGUCUCUGCACCGCCGGCUGGACGGGACCCACCUGCCAGGAAGCCUGCCCGGCGGGUUUCUAUGGGGAGAGCUGCCUCCAGCGCUGCCUCUGCCAGAACGGUGGCACCUGUGACCCUGCCACUGGGCUCUGCACCUGCCUCGAGGGCUGGACUGGGCUGGCCUGUGAGCUGGAGUGUGCUGCAGGGGAGCACGGGCCCGGCUGCCGGCAGCGCUGCCAGUGCCACCACGGGGGGCUCUGCGACCGCCGCACCGGCCGCUGCCUGUGCCAGCCCGGCUGGACCGGCCAGCACUGCCAGAGCCCUUGCCCAGAGGGGAGGUUUGGGGCACGCUGUGAAGAGCACUGCGACUGUGGGGACAACGUCUCGUGCCACCACGUUACUGGUGCCUGUGAUUGUCCCCGCGGCUGGAGGGGCCGGCGCUGCGAGAAAGCCUGCCUGCCAGGUUCCUUUGGGAAGGACUGUGCCAGCCGCUGCACCUGUCCCCUGGGAGUGCCCUGCCACCACGUCACCGGCCGCUGCGGCUGCCCGCCGGGACUCACAGGCUCUGGAUGUGAAAAACCCUGCCUGCCCGGGACCUUUGGCGAGGGCUGUGGGCAGAUCUGCCAGUGUGCUGGAGCCACCCAGGAGUGCCACCCUGUCACCGGGGCCUGUGUCUGUGCCCCCGGCUUCCACGGCCCCACGUGCCAGCUGGAGUGCUCCCCUGGGUGGUACGGCCACAACUGUGAGAGGCCAUGUGAGUGCAGGAACGGGGGCCGGUGUGACGGUGCCACCGGGAGCUGCCACUGCCCUGCUGGCUUCAUCGGCGCGGAUUGCAGCACUGGAUGCCCUGCUGGCCACUACGGCAAGGACUGUGCCCAGCUCUGCUCCUGUGGGGACGGCGCUUCCUGUCACCCUGUCACUGGAGACUGCAUUUGCCCUCCAGGGAGAACUGGUCCUACCUGUGAGCAGGGCUGUGAGAAGCACCGGUACGGGAUGGGCUGCCAGCAGCCCUGCUCCUGCCUCAACGGGGGGCUGUGUGAUGCAGCCAAUGGCUCCUGUGCCUGUGCGCCCGGCUGGACGGGGAAAUCCUGUGAAUUAGAAUGCCCGCCGGGAAGGUACGGUGCCAACUGCCAGCUCCGCUGUGCCUGCCUGCACGGUGCCACCUGCCACCCAGGGACCGGAGCCUGCCACUGCCCUGCGGGCCACUACGGGCCCCUCUGUGAACACCGUUGUCCCCCGGGCUUCUAUGGAGCUGGCUGCCGGGAGAGCUGUGACUGUGAGCACGGAGCAGGCUGUGACCCAGCCACAGGCCUCUGCCAGUGUCCUGCUGGGUUCCAUGGAGAGCGCUGCCAGACAGGCUGCAGGGAAGGAACGUACGGCGAGGGGUGCCAGCAGCUCUGUGACUGUGUCGGCAACGCGUCCUGUGACCCAGCCACCGGGCACUGCCGGUGCCCCCCGGGGAAAACCGGCCCCAAGUGCGGCUCAGACUGCCAGCCAACCAAGUACGGCCCUGACUGCAGCCUGGCCUGCCAGUGCCCCCCCAGCAGCUCCUACUGCAACGCUCGGAACGGCCAGUGCCUCUGCCUGGCGGGCUACACGGGACCCACGUGCCGGGAAGGCCACCCACCUCAUCUGCCCUCAGCUGAGCACCCCUCACGCCCACCGCAGGUUGAGCACUAGGUCCUGCAGCCACCGGAGCUCCCUUGGUGCCACCAAGCAGCCACCUGAAGAAGCCAAAUGACUGAUUUAAUGAACUUGUUUACAAGCCACACAACCAUUUAGCAUUUUCUGACCAAGCUGCUGCUUUCAGAGCUGUCUGAGCCAGGCUGAAGCACAGAGCACCACCAGCUCACCACAGCAGCCAGGCACGGGCACACGCCCUCGGCCAGACACCAGCAGGUCAGAAGCGAUUGGUUCUGGUCAGUGGACAAAUUGCUGGCCUUCAUCUUCUAGGUGCUGAACUGGAGGUGGGAGCUGAAAUUAUGGUCAAAAAUAGUUAUUUAUGCAACAAUAUUUAUGGGAAGAUGUACAGCAGUAUUGCCGGAAACGAUCCUGAGAUCGUGCCUCCUGUAGCAGUACCACCUCACUUGAACUAUUACUGGUUUUGUUUGUUUAAUUUUGAAUUCACAAUGUUUUUUUUAACUGUAACUUAUCAUUUGUCAUGGGAACAACAGCUGUAGUUCCUGCCCCAGCUCCCCUGCAGAGCCAGUGCCCACAGCCCAGCCCUCCCCAGCACCCCAGUUGAUGUCCCCAGCACCAGGCAGUGACCUCCUCACCAUGAGACUGCUCUCCACAAACUCUGCAGGGCUUUAGGAGCCGGGUUUUCAUACCAGGAAUGUCUCAGUCCAUUGGAGCUGCCUGUUUUCCCCUGAAAACUAAGCCUUAAGUAGCUGAAAUAAUAAAGAAUACUGUGGAUAGACACAGAGCCCUUGCAAGGUCCAGUAAAUACAAAUCCUUAUUUAAGUGUGUGCACCCCAGCCCUAGACCCUGUGUUAUUUUUUCAUCCCAGCUGAGCCCAGGAGCUGGGCAGGGGAUGGAGGCAGGAGCAGCCAGGAGGCUCCUGGCUCACAGCAGGUGUGGAGUCACAGCAAAGCCCAGCCAGUGCCCUUCAUUUAUUUGCACAAAGCUCUUGGAGAGCUGGAGCCCAAGAGCUGAGAAUGUCACAGGAACCAGGCUCUGCGAAGGAGACGGGAUGGCCCCGUCCCAGCACAUCUGCCUCUGCUGCUGCUGCAGCACAGCCCUGCCAGGCACUGGCCUUUAAAUGAUUCCCACAGGGGCCAACUGAAAAUAAUAAAAGAAUUGUCUCUUUUCCUGAUGGAAUUUAUUUUAAUCUGUAUAUAACUUGUAAUUUUUUUUUGCUAAUUCUUUUCUUAUUUUAUUUCUUCCUUAACAGCUUUUUGUUGUUUUGUUGUUGUUGGGUUUUUUUUUUUUGCAUUAGACAUCAUUAUUGUGAAGAAAUAAUGUUAAUAUAAGUCUGUAGUGAAGGACCAAAAUGGUGUAAUUAAGGUUGUAUGUUGUAUGAUUGAUAACCAGGGAGUAGGGAGAGUUUGUCCACGUGCCAAAUGACCCUGAUCAAUCCUGCUGGUCUUGCUGCCAAUUCUCCAGACAAUCAGAUGUUUUUGUUGCAUUUGCCUUGAAGUGACCCUUGCAGGAGGUGCAGGUUUGGUUCUUUCCUUGGCUGGUUGGAAAGCAAGUGCAGCCUCUGCCCUCCCUGUGCCACCAGUGAUGCCACCUCGAUGGCAGUGAUGCCACCACUCUGCAUGGCCACUGAGGUGCACAGAACCACUCUGCGCCCAUGGCCCUGCUCCAGGAAAACAGAAAUAUAGCCUGGCCUUAAACACCAGGAGAGAUCUGUCCUGUCCUGUUACAAAAGCCUGAGCUGCAGCUCUGUGGCUCCUGGCAGCUGCUCGGAGGAAACCCUGAGCACGGGGCUGCAGCAACUCUGUACCUACAUUAUUUUAUACCACAACUUUUUUCCUGUUCUGUUUCCUAAUACAGUUUCUUUGCUUCCUGUUUUCAUGUAGCUGGUGUCUCUCUUUUUGGAUCGCACUGAUGAAAAAUUUCGAUUCUCCCACAGUUAUGAGAAAUAAACCAAAAGCCUCACUGAGCUUC